AUGUACGAAGGGAUUGACAACCUGAAAUCCCUUUACGACCGUGCCGGGAAGACUUUCUCCGGCGGUCCUUCUGCGGUACAGGAUGUGCCGCGUCGUACUGCUCAACCAGACCCAGUACGUCGAUCAUCAGUUGGGAGCGGGGCUCCCAAGAAUCCCAGGACGGGGGAUAGCCGCGCCACCGGACGAGAUAACUCGUCCGACGUCGGUUCACGUCGCGGUGGUUCAACAGCUGCUCAACUAGAUAGCGCUGGCCACCGCGAGAGUCCUCUAAUGGAGGUGGAGGAGGAGGAAAGACGCUCUCCACACGAUCAUGUGGAUCGGUGUGUUCCCGAGAGCUUCUUUGAUCGCGUAACGCAAGGGUUACGCGACGAUCUCGAACAUGAGCGGAAUAGGCGUCUCCAAAUGGCGGACACUGCCUCGAAGCAUCGAGCUGAGUUUGCCUUUGCUCAGCUUGAGAACGAGAGAUCUCUGACAUCUCUUCGUGACGAGCUAAGGGUAGCUCGUGGGAUUGUUGAUCGGUCUCGGGAUGAGAUAGCUGCUCUUCAGACCCUUGUUGGUGCCCACCAUCGGGAGCACAAGGCUCUCUGCGAGAUGCUUGAGUGCAAGGGCGUUCUUCAUCGGAAGAAGCAGCGUACUGAUGGUACGGCUUAA
This is a messenger RNA of Peronospora matthiolae, 651 nucleotides long. Lineage: Eukaryota; Oomycota; Peronosporomycetes; Peronosporales; Peronosporaceae. The record is from the annotation of a GenBank genome assembly.